AUGGUUGUCUCGCACAUGGAGGAAUCCCGCGUGCAAACUCGCGACCAUAAAGAAAAUACGGAGAAGGCUCAAAACAACGUUCCGUCAAGUAGCUUAGAGAAAAAGAACGAUGGGGAGAGGUUGACGCGACGAAUUCAUACGCAGUCGCGUUCGAUGAAGUCAUCAAACGAUCUUAACAUCACUACUGAGGAUAGUCGCCGGAAAAGUACAACAGUGGAGCGAUCCUUGAGGACAGAGGACGAAACAACACCAGAGUCAGGACUGAGAUCAGAGUCUAGCACAACUACUACUACCAACGUGUCUUCUAAACCGACACCAGGUACAUCCGAGCUAAGUGAGCAAUCGCUUCUUGAGGAACUCUUCCCAGAAGCGAGCAGCACUCCACAACCUCGUCAGCCUGAGCCAAGCGACCGGUACCCAAAGCUCAAUCUUCCGGACUCAAUGCCUAUUGUUCGUCGAGAAUUCUCCGACCGCACUCCGUCACUCAAAGAGCAAGUGGUUGAAGCCUUGCAGAAGCAGGGCGAGCAAAUCACCGUUCUCCAACUCACGAAUUGUAGCACUGAGCUGACGGAAGCCGAUUUCCGUCGGAUCAUACCAAAGAGCAAGCACAUCGAAGGCUGGCACCGAGAUGAGGACUUGUAUAAGAUCGUGCCUGGCCGUGACCCCUUGAGUCUGGAGCGCCUACCCUUUUACUAUCUCCUCUUCAAGAACGCAGAAGCAGCCCUUGCGUACCAGAAGAACGCUUCGAGGCUGCACAAGCUGAGCGCUCUCCAUCAACCUGCGAACAUCUUCUCCGCCAUCCCGCCACCUAAGGGGUUCCUCGAAGAGGGCGAAGACAUCACAGCUGCGAUCUCAUCCUAUAACCUCCUACCCACACACCACCCCAUGAGCCUGAACGUUCUGAUGCAACCUUACAACCCUGCACUACGCAACUUGAUCGAGAGAGGUGGCUACCAACCCAUUGCACCUGCAGUCGAUGAGAAGGGAAACCACAUCUGGAGGGUACUCAUGCACAUCGAAGGCUACGAGCCUACACCUUCGGACCUUUUCAAGAUCUUCUCUCGCGACGCGUACAAGCACGGCAUGAUUCUCCCCCUCCGUAACGAAUCACAAGCAUCGAUUCAUCGUCUCCGCGACAUGAUCAACCUCAAGAUGUCGUCCAAAGCUAUCUCGUCGAGUCGUCCCCGCGCAUACGGCACUUUUGACCAGUCGACCUCCGAGUCGGAGAUGACGUACGAUGAUCCGGCGAUUCAGAGCAUGCUAGGUGGUGCAGAUGAAGAUAACCCGAGCCAGCAGAACCAGCUGGUGAUGAAUCGCGUGUACAAUCGAUGGGUGCUGGAUUUUGAAGACGAGGAUAUGGCUCGGAGAUGGAGCGUGCGGUGGCAUCGUAGAAUGCUGCCCGAGUUGAGCCAUACGAAGGGAGCGUGGAAAGACAGUGAAGAGGCUAGAAUCUGCAAUACGGAACUUCUGUGGUGA
Alternaria atra is the source of this 1476-nucleotide messenger RNA. RefSeq lists its product as uncharacterized. The record is from RefSeq and is a predicted model, not a curated record. Bases 1 to 1476 code for a protein of 491 amino acids. The transcript has a single exon. NCBI's taxonomy places the organism in Eukaryota, Fungi, Ascomycota, Dothideomycetes, Pleosporales, Pleosporaceae.